Messenger RNA from Styela clava, 826 nucleotides. The record is from RefSeq and is a predicted model, not a curated record. NCBI's taxonomy places the organism in Eukaryota, Metazoa, Chordata, Ascidiacea, Stolidobranchia, Styelidae.
AGCUUUAUACAAGGCCAAAGAAGAUUUAAUUCGGACCGCUGACGGAGACGCAAAAGACAUGUUAUUACAACAACAAGCUAAAGUCAUUGUGGACGAAGGUGAUUGUAAUGUAUGUUGGAUAAGAUAGUUCAGAAGAAACAAGCAAUUUACGUGGCCAUGAACAUUCUCAUGAAAGACCCUGCUGUGAAGCAGUCAGUAUUUUGUUGAGGAAGUCGUUUCAAACGUCAAACCUUUAUCAAAAAUGGAUAACAAUUCUGAAACAAGAGGAGAGAAUAAACGAGGCGGCAAGAAAUGGAGGCAUUUCAAAGGCUUUGUGAAGAUCUUCUUUUGUUUUGCAUGUAUUUUUCCGAAAAAAUCUAAAACAAGAAGACGCGGAGAUGAAUCAGUUGAUUGUGCGAACUUGACUGAGGAAUAUUUCUGUGAAAACGUCGAAAAAGAGAUAGCAAAAUGUACGUUGAAGACUGUUGUGGUGGAUCCAAAGAUUGAGGAUGAGAAAUCAGUUCACAGCAUAGAAUCAGUUGCGAAGCCACCAGCAGGUCCAGUAUCAAAAAUGCUCCUGGGAGGAGGUGAUUUUCUUGUGGACCUUGAAGCCCAGAAUUUAGUACAGGCUGCUUUAUACAAGGCCAAAGAAGAUUUAAUUCGGACCGCUGACGGAGACGGAAAAGACGUGACACUACAGCAACAAGCCAAAGUCAUUGUCGACGAAGCAAUUUACGUGGCCAUGAACAUUCUCAUGAAAGACCCUGUUGUGAAGCAGUCAGAUAUUGGAGAGGACAAAUGAAUGGGCUUAUUUUAUUGUUUAUUUAUUUUUUAUUAAUAAAAUUUA